This is a messenger RNA of Cephus cinctus (wheat stem sawfly), 2364 nucleotides long. RefSeq names its product mediator of RNA polymerase II transcription subunit 19 (gene MED19). The transcript has 4 exons. Gene Ontology annotation, cellular component: mediator complex. Bases 494 to 1222 code for a protein of 242 amino acids. The record is from RefSeq and is a predicted model, not a curated record. Gene Ontology annotation, molecular function: transcription factor binding; transcription coregulator activity. Lineage: Eukaryota; Metazoa; Arthropoda; Insecta; Hymenoptera; Cephidae. Gene Ontology annotation, biological process: positive regulation of transcription by RNA polymerase II.
AUUCAACAUCGGUUCGCUGAUAGUGAUGCACGGCAGGAGGCAACUGUUCUGUGAAUCAUCUUCGUAGCAUUUUCGUCAAAGAUAAUAAAGCUUGGAAGAUAAUAAUAUUAACGGGAAAUAGUGUAAUUAUUUUGUAUAGUAAUGGCAAUGAUAUAUCCAUAUAAAUGAACAGUUAUACGCGUACCUGGCCCUGGCCAGCGUCGGGCAUCAUGUUUCUUGCGUAUUUCCUGUUUUGUAACGGCGUGAAGGUUCGUUUUCAGUAAGCUAGUCAUCGUGCUCAACGAAUCAUGCGGUGAUUUGUAUACACAAAUAAUGGAAAACAUUAGUGGUUAGAAAGAAUUUGAUUACUAAGGCCUUAUAGACACGUUCCUCGAUAAGCGGCUUACUCUUAGCGUCUCACGCGCUACACAUCUCCCAGGACGUCGUUCACCGCCUUGUAUUCGUGGCAGAACUUGGAAAUUGUGGUGAAGGUGCGAUGAAGUAAAGCCGGAGGAUGAUGAUGGGUGAUCAGUUUCGUAGCAAAGUGGAACAAUAUUCACCAAAGUCAUCACCAAGGGGUGCCCGUUCCCCCGUUGUUUCACGUCAGGACUCGACUGGAACUCUAAAAGCGACGAUUUCACUAGGGAAGAACCCCUCCAUCGUCCACAGUGGGCCCUUCUACUUAAUGAAGGAGCCCCCUGGGGAAAGUGAACUCACAGGGGCUACGAAUUUGAUGGCCUAUUAUGGCCUCGAGCAUUCCUACAGUAAAUUCAGUGGCAAGAAAUUAAAGGAACAGCUCUCUUCUUUCCUACCAAAUCUACCUGGCAUUGUUGAUGCACCUGGUCAUCAAGAUAACAGUUCUCUGAGAUCUGUAAUUGAGAAACCACCAAUUGGUGGCAAGGAACUUCUUCCUCUGACCAGUGUACAGCUGGCUGGAUUUCGAUUACAUCCUGGUCCACUUCCUGAACAGUAUAGAUAUGUAAAUCAAGCACCGCAGAGAAAGCACAAAAAUAAACACAAAAAACAUAAACACAAGCCUGGUGAAGUACCUGGUGGUCAAGAGACUGCAACUACAGAUAUCGGUGGACCUGAUACGCAUGAAAAGAAACAUAAAAAACAAAAAAGACAUGACGAAGAGAAGGAGGCCAGGAAGAAGCGAAAGAAAGAAAAGAAGAGAAAAAAACAAAAGCAUAGUCCUGAACAUCCCGGAGGACUCACACCCUCCCAGCAUUCCAAUGCGUGAUCUCCGAGUUUAUCGCUUUUCUUUUUAACAGACACUCGAUCACAAUACCUGAAAUAAAGGGUUAUGUUUUUAGGCCAUACAAGAAAACUGCCUAAAAAUCGGUCGAUGUAAAACUACAAACAAUAGCAUUAUAUUAUUAGUAGGAUCGCAUGAAUAAAAACUUCUUUUUUUUAUUAUUUAUUACUGAUUCCUCAAUCACUUAAAAAAAAAACAUUGAAUGAUGAGGAAUCGGUAGCUAAUGUGCUGUCGUUCGGUACGAAGAAAACAUUUUGCCAAAAAUUUUGUGCGAUCCUGCUUGUUGACGAGGAAAAAGUGAAAAUACGGAGGGGGGAAUGUUACGGCUCAAACUUCCAACAGCGUCCAUGAACGUGCUUCGUAAUGCGUAGAGCAUGAAUAUCGUUCCUAAGAAGAUUAUCAUCCAUUGUCCAAUGUAAAAUUUCAUCGAUAUAAUUGAAAUUCGAGAAUGCCACGAGAAAUUCUGACCUAGUCCAGAAAAGAGGGUACAAUUAAAUCUUCUCAGCCGAAAUAUAUUUAUAUGUUUACGCUCUCUUUGUAACUGGUUUUAUGUGAAUCCUUGCGGUGCAAGAACAAAGAUUGUUACGUGUACGUAUAGUUUAGUUUGUGAAGUUACGUUCUGAUUAGAUAGCACAUAGGAGUAACAGUUUCGAUUGUAAUUGAUACACGUUCCUUUUUGUUUUUAAUGUCUUUAUCCGAAUCCGACGGUUCUUUGUUCAAUGCGAAUACAGUAUUUACGAAACACGCUACUACACGUAUUGGCUUAGAAAGAAUCCAUACGUAAAGUACCACACACGUUGCUCCAUUACAGCAGCGAACGGCUAAGUGGACAAUGCUUAGAUAAUAAGAUUGUAAUAUAUCUGCGUGUAAUAUAGACUGGACAUGAAACAAAUAUAAAAAACAAAUCGCAAUAUUUGCUGCUAAUGGUGAAUAAGUAAAACAUGGACGAACGCAUCGCAUUCUUCGCGUUAGCAUGUAAAUAAAACAUUUUGAAUAAUGUGGAAAAAAAAGUAAUGAAAGUCAUACAUAUACAAAUGAUCAUUGCCAUGUUAAUUUUUUCUCUCAUCUAUUGAAAGACUUACUACACAUGAUACAAAGAUAUAAAUAUAAGAAAUAGUUUAAUACAA